GAUGCUUUGUUGUUGUUUUAGACUACUUAAAGUUUUGGAUAACCUCAAUCAAGACAUUUGGAGGCAAAGAGGCACCACUGUUUCUUGUUGCCACACACACAGAAACAAAAUCUACAGAUGAAAUAGAGAAGUAUUUGGGGGAGUUUUGGAAUGCCGUACCUGAUGACGAUAAAGAUUGGUUAAGUGGGUCUCUGAAUGAUCGAGAAUAUGCAGUAGGUCUAAAGGAACUUAAUGAUAAUACCAAGGAAAUACUAGAGUCAAUGAAAAAGUCCAUAGUGGAACUAUUCACAGAUGAGAUCAAUACAAAGGUUGAGUUGCCUUCUUCAUGGGCUCUAAUGGAGCAGUUAUUGUAUGAAGGAGGCUGGAAGGUUUUGUCCCUGAGUGAAAUCUGGAAGCUCAACACAUCUCUUCCUGAUGAAUACCAAAUCAAAAAAGACAAGGAAAUGUCCGAAUUUUUAAAAUGUUUCCAUGACAAUGGUCUUCUUUUGAAUUUUGGAGAAGCAGACUUGAGGGAACAUGUUAUACUAGAUAUUCAGUGGUUUGCUAAUGCUUUCAGCAAGAUAAUUGCUGAUGAAAAUCACAUAAAUAAAGAUUGUAAAAGGAAAUUAAUUAAAGAGUGGAAAUCCUUCAACAAAACGGGGGAACUUAAAGAUAAAGUGAUAAAUGCACUGUGGAAAGAUGAACCCUCUUACUUGAAACAUAAAAGUGAAAUUAUGCCAUACAUGGAGAAACUUCAAAUGCUGGUACCUUUGAAUGCAUAUGAGGCUGUAUCAGAAGGUGGCAUGUCAUGGUACGUCCCAUGUAUGAACAAAAAGCAGUUUAAAGCUGACUUCUGUGAAGAUAAGUGGGAAUGCUCAUCCAUUUUCUGCUAUCGAUUCAGUUCCUUUGCCAUGUUUGUGUUCUACAGACUGGUAGCAUACUGCAUAAGUUCUCUAAGAUGGAGUGUAGCAAAAGAUGAAGAUAAUGAAGGGAGUCCAUGUCUUUAUCAAACAGGGGCAGUGUUUGAUCACAAUGAACAUACUGUUGUUGUUGGCAUAUGCAAUGAUGAUAUUCAGUUGCAGGUGCUGAGAAUCAAACCAUUGACUGUAGAGAAAGGUGUAUCAAAUGAAAUUGGAGUCUCCAUUGAUAAAGCAAUAAAAAAAUUGACAGAAACAUUUAUUGACACAAAAAUAUUUCAUAGAGGAUACAAAUGUCAAAACAUUAUUUGUAAUGAGAAAGAUCUAUCUUUUACCCUUUCAAGUGAGCUUUCCGAGAUCAAGGCAGAAGAAACGCAGUGCAAGUGUCAACUUCGGGAGAAACAUGUGAUAAAUGUACAGAGGACACAGGGAUUCUGGGAAAAGAGAGAGUCGAGUGAUUCCAGUACUCCUGUGGCGUCUGGACAAAACCUAGAAGGCCGGUCUAGAUUUGCAAAACUUGGCAUGGCCACAAACGAUGUGUUAAAUAAGGCAUGCAGAGAUGUUCUGGAAUCAGAAAUUCCUGCAUCUGAUAUUGAGAAAGAGGUGAAUUUAUUAUCAAACAAAAAAAGGAAUAAUAUGAAAUUGUAUACACAUCAAGAAGAUCUUUUGAAAAAAGCAAAAAAUUCUGGAUAUGAGGAAUUUGAUAUUUCAUUAACAUACAAGUGCAUUAGAAACAUUUGUUCAACGAUCCCUAAACCAACAAAAGGAAAAUGGGGAUAUGACACUAUGCCUGCAGCAGGAGAGGUGACAGUGGGUGACGAUAUCGAAAGAAUUAGAUUAAUUCGAAAUGAAUUGACUGCACAUGUGAGCUCAGCCUCCAUACCGCAGAAAGAAUUUAAUGACACUUGGUCGAUGAUGUCGGAUAUCUGUCGAAGACUGGAAACUUUCACUGGAAAGAAGUACUUAGAUGAUCUUAAUUACAUUGAAAAACUUACCUUAAGAAGAGAGGACGAGAAUGCUAUUAUAGAAAAAGUCAAACUGCAAGAAAUCUUGGAGAAAAUGAAAUCAAAUGUGCUUGAAUUUGAAAAAAUUCUCAAACCUAAUGUAGGUGCUACAAAUUAGGGUUCGUAGAAUGCUGUAUAGAAUACCAAAGAAUAGUGAGACUUGAAUUGCAAUUCACAAACAAUUUUUUUUAUGUCGUGUAUUUGAUAUUUGGGUCCGUGUAACACUUAACAAUUCAAAUUUCUAAAACGAUUUAGAGUUUU
Saccostrea cuccullata (small rock oyster) is the source of this 2161-nucleotide messenger RNA. RefSeq lists its product as uncharacterized. Bases 261 to 2018 code for a protein of 585 amino acids. The record is from RefSeq and is a predicted model, not a curated record. The transcript has 3 exons. NCBI's taxonomy places the organism in Eukaryota, Metazoa, Mollusca, Bivalvia, Ostreida, Ostreidae.